Apodemus sylvaticus (European woodmouse) is the source of this 1437-nucleotide messenger RNA. RefSeq names its product MGAT4 family member C (gene Mgat4c). Gene Ontology annotation, molecular function: acetylglucosaminyltransferase activity. Lineage: Eukaryota; Metazoa; Chordata; Mammalia; Rodentia; Muridae. The record is from RefSeq and is a predicted model, not a curated record. The transcript has 3 exons. Gene Ontology annotation, biological process: protein N-linked glycosylation. Bases 1 to 1437 code for a protein of 478 amino acids.
AUGCUUAAAUUUUAUCAAAUGAAAUAUAUUUUUCAAAUAUUGGAUAAAAUGAGAUGCUUGCGAAAACGUUCUACAGUAUCAUUCCUAGGAGUUCUUGUUGUUUUUCUACUAUUCAUGAACUUGUACAUUGAAGAUAGCUAUGUUCUGGAAGGUGACAAGCAACUUAUAAGGGAAACAUCAACGCAUCAACUAAAUUCUGAACGCUAUGUUCACACUUUCAAGGAUUUAUCUAACUUCUCAGGAACCAUAAAUGUCACCUAUCGUUACCUGGCUGCCACACCUUUACAGAGAAAACGAUAUCUCACAAUUGGACUUUCAUCAGUGAAACGAAAAAAAGGAAAUUAUUUACUUGAGACAAUCAAGUCAAUUUUUGAACAGUCCAGCUAUGAAGAACUAAAGGAAAUUUCAGUGGUAGUGCAUCUAGCUGACUUCAAUUCAUCAUGGCGUGAUACCAUGGUCCAAGACAUUACACAGAAAUUUGCCCAUCAUAUUAUUGCAGGAAGAUUAAUGGUUAUACAUGCUCCUGAAGAGUAUUAUCCAGUUCUGGAUGGUCUUAAAAGAAAUUACAAUGACCCAGAAGAUAGAGUCAGAUUUCGCUCUAAGCAAAAUGUAGAUUAUGCCUUUCUGCUAAAUUUCUGUGCCAAUACUUCUGACUAUUAUGUAAUGCUUGAAGAUGAUGUCCGGUGUUCCAGAAAUUUCUUAACUGCCAUCAAGAAAGUCAUUGCAUCCUUAGAAGGAACAUACUGGGUAACUCUUGAGUUCUCUAAACUUGGCUACAUCGGUAAACUCUAUCAUUCUCAUGAUCUCCCACGUCUGGCUCAUUUCUUACUAAUGUUUUAUCAAGAAAUGCCAUGUGAUUGGCUAUUGACUCAUUUCCGAGGGCUGCUGGCUCAGAAAAAUGUGAUUCGAUUUAAACCUUCUCUCUUUCAGCACAUGGGGUAUUAUUCAUCCUAUAAAGGAACAGAGAAUAAACUGAAGGAUGAUGACUUCGAAGAGGAGUCAUUUGACAUCCCUGAUAACCCCCCAGCAAGCCUCUAUACCAACAUGAAUGUCUUUGAAAACUAUGAAGCAAGCAAGGCAUACAGUAGUGUGGAUGAGUACUUUUGGGGAAAGCCACCUUCCAUAGGAGAUACGUUCGUUAUUGUAUUUGAAAAUCCAAUUACAAUUAAAAAAAUUAAAGUGAAUACUGGAACAGAAGAUCGGCAGAAUGACAUUUUACAUCAUGGAGCCCUAGAUGUUGGGGAAAAACUUAUUUUUAGAAAACAAAUAAGACAAUGUGACACUUACUUAAGACUAGGGGAAUUCAAAAAUGGAUACUUUGAAAUGUCAGAUGUGAAUCAAAAAAUUCCCUUUGACAUACAUUGCGUGAGAAUAUGUGUCACCAAAUCGCAGAAAGAAUGGCUGAUUAUCAGGAGCAUCAGCAUUUGGACUUCCUAG